AUGCCCGACUCUACGCCACAAUCGCAAGCAUCGCGCGCCCCUUACGACCGCCACCGAAAUGCGAUCCGGCUUGGUCCCGCCACCAGACCUGUCAGCUACCUGCGCUCCGGACUCGUCGCCGCGUCUUACCCGCUACGAGGCAUCUUCUACUUUGUGCGGCAUCGGUACUUUUGGCCGCUCUUCUGGGGACGCCUGCUGCCGCUGUCUCUCAUCUCUUUUCUCGUCUACUUCUUGCUCUUUGCCUUUGCUUUUUUGCCGCAGUAUGCCUUCCUCGCCAUCUUCCACGGCUGGGGCGCCUGGUUUAACGCCGUGGUGCUCGUGUUGGGAGAGGGGCUUGUGAUUAUUCAGGGUCUGUUUGAAGGAUUCUUUGUGGACGAAUGCCGGGUUGAUGCCUUCGAUGCUACCUUGAUCAACUACUCCCUGACGGACCUCAUCGCCCCACACCGCGUGCUCUUCCUCGACGCUCCCAACUCGGUCAAGAUGCUCGGCAAACCGACCAGCCCAGCCGCCUACUCCCCCUGGAGCCUCGUCCAGAUCGCCGAGCUCAUCUUCUUCCUGCCCCUCAACCUGGUCCCGUAUGUCGGCACUCCGGCAUUCAUCAUCAUCACGGGGACGAGGUUGGGCAAGCUCGCGCACUACCGGUGGUUCAAACUGCGGGGGAUGGACAGGUCCGCGCGGAACGCAGAGAUACGCAGCCGGUCGUGGGAGUAUGCCUGGUUCGGCACGGUGGCGAUGAUAUUGGAGCUGGUGCCGGUGCUGUCGCUGUUCUUCCUGCUCACAACGACGACUGGGGCGGCUAUGUGGGUAGCGAGAAUGGAGAGGGAGGCCCGGGAGGACGUGCAAGCGCAGAGACCUGGGUUCGUGACGGCCGUUGUGGAUGGUGGUGAGGAGGGCACGGCACCGCCUCCGUAUGGGCAGUAUCAGGAUGAUCCCGUCUGA
Molecule: messenger RNA, 939 nt
Organism: Thyridium curvatum
Lineage: Eukaryota; Fungi; Ascomycota; Sordariomycetes; Thyridiales; Thyridiaceae
Exons: 2
Coding region: 1-939 (312 amino acids)
Cellular component (GO): prospore membrane; ascospore wall; lipid droplet
Source: RefSeq, a predicted model, not a curated record